GAGAAAGAAAAAAAGAAGCGAAACAGCAAGGAGUUUCCUUUAAUCUAGCGAAUAUUUCUUGCCCGAUACACACCCUCACGAUCAUCGCCCCAACUUGCCCCGGAAUCCCUCGAUAAAGUAGAACUCGGAUCCGCGUCGCCAGCGAGCAACCUAGACUGCGCAUCUGUGAAACACGUACUCCUCGCGAGUACAACCCUGCCCAACAACCCCCUGUAAACUCGUCGCGCGUCGCACCCCAGUCGCACGUUCGCAACUUCAAAUAUCCGCUUUCUCGUCGACCCUGUCGCAGACAGGAAGAUCGAAUCGAAGAAGAAGAAGAAAAAAAAAAGAAACAGAAGAGGAAGAAGAAGACAAGAAAGGAUCGCUGACUAAUCUUGCAAGCAUGGAAGAAGAGGGUAGGCGGCGAUGGAUCGGACGGCAAGAGAGAAAAUGCACUUAUUGGCCAGCGUCUGCGUGCUCAUAUUGAUCUGCGGCGGUGACUGUAGAGUGUCUACCAGUGUCUACGGGUGGGACAACUGAAACCUGUCCAAAAAUGCAUUUUUCUUUGCGGCUCGCGCGUCUCCUCCUCGUCUCCGCUGUUUUUUGCGUUGGUCUCUGUUCCGAAGAUGAGGAGAGGCUGGUGCGAGACCUGUUCCGAGGGUACAACAAACUCAUCAGGCCCGUGCAGAAUAUGACGGAGAAAGUGCACGUGAAUUUCGGUCUUGCCUUCGUGCAACUGAUCAACGUGAACGAGAAGAACCAAAUUAUGAAGUCGAACGUAUGGUUGAGAUUCAUUUGGACGGAUUAUCAGCUGCAAUGGGACGAGGCGGACUACGGUGGUAUCGGAGUUCUCAGACUGCCACCUGACAAGGUGUGGAAACCAGAUAUCGUAUUGUUCAACAACGCCGACGGCAACUACGAGGUACGUUACAAGAGCAACGUCCUCAUCUAUCCGAACGGCGACGUCCUGUGGGUACCGCCAGCGAUUUACCAGAGUUCCUGCACCAUCGACGUGACGUAUUUCCCAUUCGAUCAGCAAACCUGCAUCAUGAAGUUCGGUUCGUGGACGUUCAACGGCGACCAGGUCUCUCUAGCCCUGUACAACAAUAAGAAUUUCGUCGAUUUGUCCGAUUAUUGGAAGAGCGGGACCUGGGACAUCAUCAGCGUACCGGCUUACCUCAACACCUACAAGAGCCUUUAUCCAACGGAGACGGACAUCACGUUCUACAUCAUCAUCAGACGGAAAACUCUGUUCUACACGGUGAAUCUCAUUCUACCGACCGUGCUCAUCUCCUUUCUCUGCGUGCUGGUGUUCUACCUUCCGGCCGAGGCUGGCGAGAAAGUGACUCUGGGAAUCAGCAUUCUGCUCUCGUUGGUCGUGUUUCUGCUACUGGUCAGCAAGAUUCUGCCACCGACGUCCCUGGUGCUUCCGCUGAUCGCCAAAUAUCUCCUGUUCACCUUCAUCAUGAACACGGUCAGUAUCCUCGUCACCGUGAUCAUCAUCAACUGGAACUUCCGCGGGCCGAGGACGCACAGAAUGCCGCAGCUGAUCAGGAAAAUAUUCCUCAAGUAUCUGCCGACGAUCCUGCUGAUGAGGCGACCGAAGAAAACGCGGCUCAGGUGGAUGAUGGAGAUCCCAAACGUCACGCUGCCGACGUCCACCUAUUCCGGGAGCCCGACAGAGUUGCCGAAACAUUUGCCAGCCUCGUUGACCAAGUCGAAGAUGGAAGUGAUGGAGCUGUCGGAUCUUCAUCAUCCGAACUGCAAGAUCAACAGAAAGGUUCACCACACCACUAGCAGCUCCAGCGCCGCUGGUGGCGAGGGUCUGGCCGACAGAAGAGGAUCCGAGAGUUCAGACUCCGUGCUGCUCAGCCCGGAAGCUAGCAAAGCGACAGAGGCCGUCGAAUUCAUCGCCGAACACUUGAGAAACGAAGAUUUGUACAUACAGACGCGAGAGGAUUGGAAGUACGUGGCGAUGGUGAUCGAUCGGCUGCAGCUCUACAUUUUCUUCCUCGUGACGUCCGCAGGCACCAUCGGGAUCCUCAUGGACGCACCACACAUCUUCGAGUACGUGGACCAGGAUCACAUCAUAGAGAUCUACCGUGGGAAGUAAUUCCAGAUCAAAGAAGAAGAAGCGGCGUGCCGUCGUCGCGAUCAUUUCCGUUUCACUUUCGUCUCUCGUUCGUCUGCGUUCGAUUCCUCUCCUUUGUACGAAAGAGUACUCUUUACGUGUAUUUUUACAUGUGAUCGAAUCGACCGCCGCACCAAGACAAGAGUUAAUCGUCUUCUUCUCGCGUCUUCUGUCUUUAACUUUAACUUACUUCCUCGUUUUUUUUCUCAAAGUCACAGUACGAGAACGUUGAUCUCUUCGUUUCCUUUUCUUCUCCAUCUUCCUGUUUCGUAGAAACUUUUUGAAAAAGAUCGAUUGAAUAUUGUGAGCAAUUGAAACAAGAGCAACAAACGCUCGUUGGUCUCUCGCUCAACGAUCUCUCGCUCUUUCAUCUUCUUUUUAUACCGAGGAAGGAGGUUUCAAAGAUCGUACUCGUGAAAUUAACGUCAAGAUCAUUGAACUGCACUCGUCGUACAGAUAGAUCCCGUUUGUACACCGCGCCGCGAGUUCAGUUUUAUUUCAUUUGAAUUCCGACUCUCCUUCGCUCGCCAGUGAGUGUUUGCCGCUUGUCACUUGCGUCCAAGUGCCGACACUUUAUAAACCACGGAUUCGAUGAUUCUCGAUAUUAACGAUAAGUGCAUCCAUUAUAAUUGUCUUCCUCGAGAACCUUGGUCACGAGUAUGCAGAAGCGAUUGCGAACAUAAUGUUAAAAACCAACGUCCCAUUGACCAUGCGUCUUACAGUUAGAUGAGCAAUUGGUUGACCGGGAUAAUUAAGGAUAAGCAUAGAGCGUAGACAUCAAAUAAUUUUGAUAUUAAUCGUGCGAAUUACCGUUGCCAUUAUAUUAUAAUCUAGCGAAACUCGUGUUUGACGGAUCAUCGCGAUGCAGAACAUCGAACGGGCCGUGACCACGUUCACCAGCCGGUCUUUUCUACUGGCCGUGAGCAAAUUUGGGAAAAGUUGCGCCGUGCACUGUCAAAUUUUCGAAUUACACUCGAUGCAAGAGUAAAACUCGCAAACGGAGUAACCGUUGAAUUAUGUAAUUACCGGGAAACGGGCGCGAAUCUGUCGAGUUUCAUUUCCACAAACGUUCAAAUCUCAAUCGUUCGACGUGUGACGAACGCUCAAGCUUUUCCCAAAUUUCCCAGCUUUUAGACAAAAAAAAAAGAAAAAAGAAAAAACCCAUGAAGCUGCUCUGUUCACGCAGAAAUUCUGCAGCAGUUGAAAAAGAAAAAAAAAAAAAAAGGAAGAAACGGGAAACAAUAGCGAGGAAAGAGAAGUAUAACCGCGAAAGCGCACAUUAGAAGCACAACGUCCCGGCCUCGCGUACUUAAACUCGUUAUUGAUAACAAAAAAAAAAAAAAAAAAAAAAAAAAAAAAAAGAGAAAAGCAAAAAAGUAAAAAAAAAUAUUGUACCGUACGCGAGAUACACGAAGAAUAUGAAUUACCCACGCUACAUGUAUAUUGUACAGAAGAUUGUUAAAACGGUCAUGUUCUCUCUAAUAGAAAGUUUGCCCCAUACACGGAGAGUGUUUACUUAUAGUUGUCGAUUUAACGAUCGUUGAUUUUUCUCAUAUGUAUCGCCUACAGUUGUGCCUCGCGAAUCAUCCCAAUUGUUGUAUGUGAUGUUACUGUACAUAAUAUGUAUACGAUUUUCGUUUUUUUCUUGUCAACGAUUUCGAUUUUCUUGUCAACACGCCACCGAUCAGUCUUGUUAAGCCACCCACGAUCAAAGUCGAUUUAUUUCGAGAGAAAGAAAAAGAAGAAGAAGAACAAAGUUUUCAUUUCCACGUAUCGCGAUCGAUGAUAAACAUUUCGAGAUAAUUGCAUGUCCUUUUGGUAAUUUUAUACGCAAGGGCGAGAGGAGAGAAACGUAAAUCAACUUCCAACGACCUGGACCUUGCUGACAAAUUUCACCAAAGAGGACGUACAUGUAGGUGACCCACGUCCGCGAAAAAUCUUCAACUUUGAACUGUUCGAGGUCCGGGUCGAGCGUGAAAAUCCUACCUACCUUAUAUAUUGUCCACGUUUUAAAGCAAAAUUCAUCGUUGAACGUUUGUGAUUCGUUUGUCCUCGACGCUUGUAUGGAAACCAUCGGUGUACGAGUAACUCGCUCGCGAUUUAGAGUAACGAGUUGACAUAGGGGAUACACGUGUCUUCCUUGAACGAGAUACAAUAACUAGAAUUUAGCCUUCCCGAGAACGAAGUAAUUAGAACGAUGUGCUUAUUGAUUUCUAUACAUUUUACUUCCAUAUAUUUUAUAGCGUUGUUUCACUCGAGAAUGCGGGGAAUGCGUGUCUGUGUAUGAGAAUCACAAUGAGACGAUUUUAACGACGAUUUUACGAGCCACGUGCGCUCAAUUGAAGAUGUCAGUUUUAAAAUAGCGGUCAUCGGUCCGACGGUGGCUCUCUUUCGCGAUUUCGUUUUUGCUCGCGGACAACCUUGUUGUUAACUUAAUUACGAAUGCAAAUCAAAAUUUAAACAGGAAUGGAAUCUAGAAUACUUUGACACCUGACAUCUUCGAUUAACCCUAGAAUAUUGGUAUCUAUAUAGGUAAGCUGUAUCCGCGUCUUACUUUUCACGUUCCUUUAUUUGUGAACAUUUUUCUAGAUGGUAAUCUCUCUCGAGGAUAAUAUCCGUUAAGUUUUAACAAUGUAGCGACUAUUGUGGAUAUAUAUAUAUAUAUAUACAUACAUACACACAUGCAUAUACGUUUAUAAUUAUUACGAGUAACAAUAAAUGCGUCUAAUAACAGAAGGAAACAUGUAUCUGAUGACGUUAGAUAUUCUGGGGUUAAUUUUCACGCGUAUAGGUAUACUCGAGAAUUUAUUACGAUAAUGUUAUUCUUUAAACGUUUGUACCAUGGAUUAAAUAUUUUUCAGCAAAAUUUUUAUCUCGCAACACGUAACGAUUACGUAAUACGUAACACAUUUGUUAACGUAGGUAUAUGAACACUGCGAAUUCGCGUUAAAUCAAAGCGAUUUUCAGUCGACGUAGAUAGAUGUUCGUUUAAUAAAUCGUUGAUUAAACGAAUCAAGGGAAUUCUUUUUUAACGACGAGUAACAUACGAGUAGAUGCAAUCACGAUGCGUGAAAUUGUAAACUCUCUCAUUGAUUCUCACGUGCAGCAAUUUCAAGCUUAUCUCACUUAGAGCCGUAGCCUAGUUGUCGUUGAGAUUGAACAGGUGAAAUCAUUUUAUCGGCGUUAUAACAAUCAAAUGAACCUAUUGGAAUCUAUCGCACAAACUCGGGCGUAGAUAGAUAGCGCUAAUUAAUAAAUGAUUGAACAAA
Messenger RNA from Frieseomelitta varia, 5379 nucleotides. RefSeq names its product acetylcholine receptor subunit beta-like 1 (gene nAChRbeta1). Gene Ontology annotation, biological process: regulation of membrane potential; chemical synaptic transmission; signal transduction. The record is from RefSeq and is a predicted model, not a curated record. The transcript has 5 exons. Gene Ontology annotation, molecular function: transmembrane signaling receptor activity; acetylcholine-gated monoatomic cation-selective channel activity. The coding region runs from base 533 to 2092 and encodes 519 amino acids. Gene Ontology annotation, cellular component: neuron projection; postsynaptic membrane; synapse. NCBI's taxonomy places the organism in Eukaryota, Metazoa, Arthropoda, Insecta, Hymenoptera, Apidae.